Molecule: messenger RNA, 1908 nt
Organism: Terrapene triunguis (Three-toed box turtle)
Lineage: Eukaryota; Metazoa; Chordata; Testudines; Emydidae
Gene: FANCF
Product: FA complementation group F
Exons: 1
Coding region: 54-1085 (343 amino acids)
Biological process (GO): interstrand cross-link repair
Cellular component (GO): Fanconi anaemia nuclear complex
Source: RefSeq, a predicted model, not a curated record
CCGCUGUUCAAACUUGCGGCGGGAAGCGCAGGGGGCCCAGGCGAGCCGUCGCCAUGGAGACGCUAUUGUGGCAGGUGGAGCAGCUGCCCGGGCUCCUGGCCGUGUCCCGCUCGGGGCAGGUCCGGGACUGGGACCCGCCAACCCUGGACAGAGCCCUGCAGUGGGGCCGCUACUUCCAGCACCUGCACGGCCGCUUCCGCGCCCAGCCCCGGCUCCGGGCCGCCCUGGGGCAGCGGCUCCGCCGAGGGCAGCCGGGGCCGCCGCUAGGCUUCGGACACCUGGGGCGCUGCCCGGAGCUGCUGGGCCUAGCGCUGCUGGGCAACCGGGCGCUGCCGCCCGCCGCCUGCCACCGCCUCCUGCGGAGCUUGCUGCUGCCGCCCAGCGGCCAGGCUACACCGGGGCCCCGCAGCCUCGACCUCCUGGCCCGACGCAGGGCCGCCGUCCAGCUGCUGCCGUCGCCCAGCCCAGCCCCGGCGCGCCCUGAGGAGCUGGAGCCGUCGCUGCGGACCGAGGCCCAGCUGCUGCUGUCCCGGCUGCAGGAAGACGAGGAGGAGGAGCAGGGACCGGCGAGUGUCCUGGAGCAUCUGCCCGGGCCUAGGGUCUACCGGGUGCUGGCGGCGCUGCUGCUGGAGCAGGCCGGGGACAACGCUGGCAGAGAGGGGGCCAGCUGGGCAGAGCACAGGGAGGGGCCCAGGCCGGCUGCGGCGGUGCUCUCCUGGCUGCUCGGGGACCCAGGCCGGCUCUCCGCUUUCUGCCGCCUCCUCCCGGGCUCCGUCCUCGUUGCCCUUUCUGCCCGAUACCCCCAGCUGGGCACCCCUUACUUGCAUCUCCUUACCAGCUGGGGCAGCCGCUUGCGCUACGAUCCCCUGCGCGGCCAGUGGGCCAGCAGCCGCUGCCCUAGUGAGGACGAGUUCUCCUGGGAAGAGCUGCGGGAGCGCUUCAGCUGCUUCAUGAGGGGACCUGACCCGCUCCGAGAGGCUGCCCUGGCUUCUCUGAAAAACCUGAAGAUCCAGGAUGGAGACUUCGAAGUCUGCGGCCUGAGUGUCUGGACUGACCUGUUGCUGGAGAUGGAGGCACCUCUCUAAAGACACUCCAGCGUUAGCCCGGAGGAGGAGAAGGAAAGGACUAGAACAUUAAAUAGGUUUCAUAUGAAAUUAAAUGGCCUGAAAUCCAAGAAACCGGAGUAACUUUCUUUUCUCCAUAACUAACAUCAAAGCCAACUGGAUUAUAUAUUGUUUGGAGUGAAAAGGCAACUUUGUGAUCAGAUUGCAUGCCAUAAAACUUAAGUAAGUUAGCAAAGAGUGCCUAAGGGAUUGGGUUCUGCUCUUGCACAUGCUGGUGUAAACCUGGACUGACUCCCCCCACAGGAGUUACCCAUGUAAAAUCUGUGUAAAUGAGCUCAGAAUCAGGCCCCUUACAUCUAGUCAAGUAGUUCCCAGUUUAAUUUCUCUUACACUGAGAACAAGUUGACUAGGAAUUCUUCUUCUUUCCUCUUCCAAUUUGUUUUCUUCCCACCACCUCUUAUGUCUUUGCCAGCUCUGAUAUUCUCCAAUACUUAUGGUUGGGCUAUUUGGUUUAAGGAUACCCUUAAUUCUGCUGAUCACUAACAGGAAAUGCUUCCAUCCCCUAUUGGCACUAUUGCUACAAAAGUAAAGUGUGCAAAUACCUUAAAAUAUAGAGAAACUAGCUUAACUUUCUGUGUGUUGAAAAGUUAGAAGUUGAACUGUGUAUUGCCAUGGGUACAGUGUGUUGACAUUUGUCUGUUUCUAGCAGUUGCAGACUGGCAGAGUACAAAAAGGGGAAAGGGACUUUUUUGUCUCACCUUUUUAGGAUGCUCGUAAUUCCAAGUUAAAUGUAUUCUUCGCUAUCACCUUGUCUUUCAGUGGUGGUUUAUUUUUGCCUUUUCUU